UCGCCCGCCGAACCCAGCCGAGCCCGGCCGAGCCCAGCCGAGCCCAGCCGAAGCGAGCAUCUCCCGCCGCCGCCGCCCCGCGCCCCCGGCGCCCGCCCCCCUCCGGCUCCAGCGCCUCGCUGCCAGGCAAACCUCCCGACCAUGCCCGGUGCCCCACCCGCCUCUGCGACCCCCCAGCCCCGCGCAGCUCCGAGCGCCUGCAGUCGUCGCGCCGUUACGCCAGGCAUGCAGGCUAGCUUGUGGGUUUCAUCGCAAGAGAAGUGCCUGGCCCUACAAGAGUAAAGGCCGAAAAUCUGGGUCACAGCUGAGGAAGACCUCAGAUACGGAGUGCAGAAUGUGGCCUGCUCUACUGCUGUCCCAAAUCUUCCCUCUCUGGCCACUGCUGUUGCUACCCCUCCCACCGCCUGUUCAGGGCUCCUCCGCUCGGUCCCCACCAGCCCCAGCCCGUCCCCCCUGCGUCCGGGGUGGCCCCUCGGCCCCUCGCCAUGUGUGUGUUUGGGAGCGGGCUCCUCCACCAAGCCGGUCCCCAAGGGUCCCGAGAUCACGUCGCCAAGCUCUGCCAGGCACUGCACCUCCUGCCACCCCAUCAGGCUUUGAGGAGGGGCCUCCCUCAUCUCAGUACCCCUGGGCUAUUGUGUGGGGUCCCACAGUAUCUAGGGAGGAUGGAGGGGACCCCAACUCGGUCAAUCCUGGAUUUCUGCCCCUGGACUAUGGUUUCGCAGCCCCGCAUGGGCUGGCUACCCCGCACCCCAACUCAGACUCCAUGCGGGAUGAUGGAGAUGGGCUCAUCCUUGGGGAAACACCUGCUACCUUGAGGCCCUUCCUGUUUGGAGGGCGUGGGGAAGGUGUGGACCCUCAGCUUUACGUGACAAUUACCAUAUCCAUCAUCAUCGUCCUUGUGGCUACAGGCAUCAUCUUCAAGUUUUGCUGGGACCGCAGCCAGAAGCGUCGGAGGCCCUCAGGGCAGCAAGGUGCCCUGAGGCAGGAGGAGAGCCAGCAACCGCUGACAGAUCUGUCCCCUGCUGGAGUCACAGUGCUGGGGGCCUUCGGGGAUUCACCUACCCCCACCCCUGACCAUGAGGAGCCCCGAGGGGGACCCCGGCCUGGGAUGCCCCAGCCCAAGGGGGCUCCAGCCUUCCAGUUGAACCGGAUUCCCCUGGUGAAUCUGUGAUGCCCCCCCAUGUUGGGGUGCUGCCAAGCAGGAGGCCAAGUGGCCAGCAUAGCCACCAUCACUGGGGGGGGCAACCGUGGGGAACUGGGACCAUGGUGGGGGGCUCCCAGCUCCUGCCCUUGCACACCACCUGGAACACUCACUGACCCCAUGGGCAAGCCCAACUGUUUGCCCUCCAGUGUUUGGGGGCUCCCCCAUUCCCACCCUUGCACAUUCACAUGAAAGCCUUGCAUACUCACCUCCACCCUCACAGGCCAUAGCACACAGUCCCACCCGCUCUCCAUGCUGCUCUUCUGCUUGUCCCUAUACACGCCUGCUCAGCUGGCUCCUAGCUCUGCCCCUCUUGUUACACAUGUUCUACCCUUUGCAUUUUCCGCGCCCAUCUCAGAAUGCCGGGGAGGUGCAUUUCUGGCCCAACACACGGCAUAGCGCUCACUCUGCCUCAUCAACACCCGCUGGUCUAGUUUCUGUGGCCCUUGCAUGCUGCCCUAGAGGUGGGUGGGAGGCGAGCUAGGGGCUCCUCGUGCCGUCUGUCAUAGCCCCAUCUCAUUCCAUGCCUUACGUUCCGCUGUCUUUCCACCCCAAGGGCACCGGCACCACUGAGGGCUCCCCUACAGGAACGGGGAUAGCGAGGCCCAAUUGCUAAAGUCUGUCAUCUGAAAUAUGGGUUUGGGGGAGUCACCUGCUGCACAUGAGAAGGGACUCCCAUGUCCUCCCUUCCUUCCCAAGUCCCUUGUCUUGUCUGUGUGUCUCUAUGGACUUCAGAACCCCUGAACAGGCCCUUUCCCCCCACUCUCCCUAAGGCCUCCCUAACUGUACCUAGGCUGCCAGGGACUGAAGCCAGCUGGUUCAAGGCCAUUGAGAGCUCUGCCUCCACACCCACCCUUCUCUUCCCGGGUCCCCUCAUGUCCCCCUCCCCUCUCCUGCCUCUCCCUUUUCCUCUCCUCAGGUUCUUCCCUCUGGUUGUCUCUUCCACCUCCCUCCUUCGUCUGACCUGGCUCCUAUGCUGUGAUAUAUAUUUUUGUAUUAUCUCUUUCUUCUCGUGGUGAUAAUCUUGUGGGAUGUAAGUUUCAAAAUUUUCAAAUAAAGCCUUUGCAAGAUAA
Onychomys torridus (southern grasshopper mouse) is the source of this 2274-nucleotide messenger RNA. It is a transcript of the gene Pianp, whose product is annotated as PILR alpha associated neural protein. Bases 335 to 1171 code for a protein of 278 amino acids. Gene Ontology annotation, cellular component: membrane. The transcript has 7 exons. NCBI's taxonomy places the organism in Eukaryota, Metazoa, Chordata, Mammalia, Rodentia, Cricetidae. Gene Ontology annotation, biological process: regulation of immune response. The record is from RefSeq and is a predicted model, not a curated record.